UCGAUGUGCUAGGCUCCGAUUUUUUCAAAAUAACCAAAAAUGGUAAAGACGUCUCUCUUGAAAAACGGGGUGCAGCUGCAUAAAGGGUGGAACACAGUGUCUCAAAUUUCGAAGAAAAAGAGAGAAACAGGCAGUGGCAUAGAUCAUCCAUGCCCUGGCAGACGCAGAGUUACAACUUUUCCUGAGGAUAGGCUUAUAGUAAUAACAAGUAAACGAAAUAUACAUUUAGCUGCGCCAGAACUCACCCACAGCUUAAAAGAAUAA
This is a messenger RNA of Acanthoscelides obtectus, 264 nucleotides long. The record is from the annotation of a GenBank genome assembly. NCBI's taxonomy places the organism in Eukaryota, Metazoa, Arthropoda, Insecta, Coleoptera, Chrysomelidae.